AUGGAACUUCCCCCACCCCUUCCCCAUCCUCAGAAACAAUUCCUUUCAUUUAACAAUGAGAUGCACUACAUCAACUACAAAGCUAAAUUGCAGAUACUCAUCGAUCUACCAGAGUCGAUUCGUCGGAAGUCUGAUAAGGAAGGAAUGGGCUUCUGGAAGUUGGCAAACACGUCGUUCAUAGGUCGACUAGAAUUUGUCAUUUCAAUUUCGAACGUACAAUCGGAUUCGUGUGAAUAUAUUCUAAGCGACAACCAGACGAUCAGCUUCCUCCAGAAAGAGCAGUUCGAUGUCGGCAUCUCUGAAGUUUUCGCCCUCUGUGGAUUCGGACUUUUUGAGUUGGUAAAAAUUCCCAAUAUGAUUGGUGCAUCGGCUGUCGGAGUGAUCGACGUCAUGAAUGAAGCCAUCGAAGUACCUAUCAUGCCGAGUUUCAUGCCCUCCUUCCUUACAACAUACGGUGAGAGCAUGACCUUUCCACAGCGUUUCUUCAACUUCUUUCUUCACGGCGCUGUCUGGAUUGCAACUCAGAAUGCUGUUCGCAAAUAUGAAAGGAUUUUCAUGAAACAUGGCCUUCAAACAAGCCUUCGAGAACUGAUAGCUGCUCGUAGUAAUUAUGUCUUAUCUAAUUCCGAUGAGUUUCUUGACUACGCCUUCCCGACCUCUGGCAAACUUGUUCAUGUUGGCGGCAUAGCAUUGCCGCAGGUGACCAAAUUGGAUGAGAAAUUCCGUCUGAUAAUGGAACGUCACGAUAGCAAAGGCGUCGUCCUCAUAUCGUUCGGCUCAAAUGCUCCCACUGUUCAGAUGCCGAGUAAUAUUAGACUAGCAAUUCUGGACGCAGUAGCCACUUUCCAAAACUACACUUUUAUAUGGAAAAUCGAUAAAAACGAUACAGUCCCCACAAUGAAGAAUCUAUUCACAACUAGCUGGCUUCCGCAAAACGCACUUCUAGGACUGAACAGUGUCUUGGAACUAACGCGAAACGGAAAACCAUCGAUUUUAGUACCGCUAUUCGGUGAUCAACACAGGAAUGCAAAGCUUGUAGAACGGAGGGGUUCGGCGAUUGUGAUUUAUAUGGAGUCUUUCACGAGUGAAAUCUUCAUCAGAAGUUUGAGAAGCAUACUAGAAGACAGUGUGUAUCGUCAAAAAGCUGAACGUCUAUCGUCAUUGAUGACAAGGAAACCAUUCUCCCCCAAAGAACGUCUUCUCUCGACGGUCGAAUUUUCCGCAGUCCAUGGGAAAAUCAAAGAACUAGUACGUUACAGCUAUCGCAUGGGAUUUGUUGAGUACUUCUGUCUUGAUGUGAUCCUCGUAGCUCUCAUGAUGGUUGCACUGACAAUCUCAGCUUUCACAUAUUGCAUUCGGAAAUUAUUGAAAAAUGUCAUUUCGAAGACUAAAAUAGACUGA
Molecule: messenger RNA, 1401 nt
Organism: Cooperia oncophora
Lineage: Eukaryota; Metazoa; Nematoda; Chromadorea; Rhabditida; Trichostrongylidae
Source: the annotation of a GenBank genome assembly